AUGACGCGCACGACGGGAGCCGCGGUUCGGCUUAAUUACCGGUCGACGCGCGGGCGGCGAGGCGUCGGUCGAUCGACGCGGUGCGAAGCGUCGCGGGGCGAUACGAAGAGACGUUCUGAUGCGCACAGCGCUCGUCGACGCGACGCGAUCGUCGGCGUCGGGCUCGCGUCCGUGAUCGCGGUGCGGGACGAGGCGAGCGCGACGCCGAUGGUAUUUCGCGUACCGUCGAGCGAGUGUCAGACGAUCGCGCACGCGUUGUCGAUGGCGAGGGACGGUGACGUUGUGCAGUUGGCGGCGGGCGAGACAUACGAAGAACGCGUCGUCGUCGACGUCGACGGGGUGACGAUCGAGGCAGUGGGGGAGGGGAGAGCGCUCGUGCGACACGUCACGACGCGACCGUACGAGAGCGCGAUCGAAAUCAGGGGUCUGAAGGUGAUCGUCAGAGGGAUCGACGCGGAGCACUCGAGCAAGUCAGUGGCGAACAACUACGGUAUCUUCGUCGUCGAGGGAGCGAACGCGACGUUCGAAAAGUGCGACGUGCGAUCGUCGACAGGGUCUGGGUUUGGUGUCGAAGGUGCACAGGUGGAGCUCGUUGAGUGUUCGGCGAGAGGGUGCGCCACGCACGGGUUUGUCGGUUUGGGAGACUCUAGCGGGUUGCCGGGCACCGGGGUGGCAAAUAUUUCGCGAUGUUCGUUUGAAGACAACGCGCAGGAUGGAUUAUUGAUCAGAGGCGGCGCCGUGAUAAACAUGAGUAAGUCGCGGGUGAUCGGGAACGGGCGAUACGGCGUCGAACUCAUCGAUUGCGAAGGUGAGCUCAGCGGAAAUGAUUUUGCACGAAACGCAAAGGGAGCAACAAUCGCGACCAACGGCGCCGAACGCUUCGUCAAAAUCUCCUAA
Messenger RNA from Ostreococcus tauri, 897 nucleotides. Its product is annotated as Parallel beta-helix repeat. The record is from RefSeq and is a predicted model, not a curated record. The coding region runs from base 1 to 897 and encodes 298 amino acids. The transcript has a single exon. Lineage: Eukaryota; Viridiplantae; Chlorophyta; Mamiellophyceae; Mamiellales; Bathycoccaceae.